Molecule: messenger RNA, 1182 nt
Organism: Camelina sativa (false flax)
Lineage: Eukaryota; Viridiplantae; Streptophyta; Magnoliopsida; Brassicales; Brassicaceae
Source: RefSeq, a predicted model, not a curated record
CUUGUUUUGGACCCCCAGGCAAGUCACGACAAAAACCUCUGCUCCCAGAGAGUCCCGAACGGUCUCGUUUCGUCUUCGAGGGAUCCGAAUCUCGCCCCAAUUCUCGAUCUCUUCCUCUCAAGUUCGACAAAUCCUGGUGGGUUGGUCUUCUUCUUCUCUACGAAAGUUAGUCGUCCUCUUCUGUCUUUUCGAUUUUUUCCACUUUGAAAAUCGAAAUCAACAAUAAUCUAAUCAUGGGAUUACUGUAUAGCUCUCUAUUGGAUCCUUGAAGCAAUAGUUCUCCAUUGUUAACUCUGCUGCACAACUCCUUGAUUCUCUCUGUUUCGUCUUCAAAAUCAAAACUUCAGUUCAAUUCCAUGGCGCCGAGAUGGAAAUGGAAAGGUGCUGAAGCAAAAGCUCUUGCAGAACCUAUUUCAAAUUCAGUCUCAGAGCUCCAGCUUUCACUAGCCAAAACAGAGUCCUCGGGUACUCUCUCGAGUUCCAAUGUGCUUCUAGCAGUUGAGCCAGAGCAAGCUGAGCUUCUCGACCGUUGUUGUUUUGGCAGACUCAUUCUAUCUGCAGAGAAAGUUAAGAAAUGGAUUCAGUUAUCGUUUGAAGAAGCUUUCUUUUUGUUCUACAAUCUCAAAUGCAUCAAAAUCUUUCUUCAAGGUCGUUGCUUGGAGAAUGAAGUAGACACAUGGAUGUACAUGAAAUCAAAAAGACCAAACUUUCCAAUGUUUUACAAAGCUUAUUCACAUUUACGGUCGAAGAACUGGGUUUUGAGAUCAGGGUUGCAGUACGGUGUCGAUUUCGUGGCGUACCGUCACCAUCCAUCUCUUGUCCACUCUGAUUACUCGGUUUUGGUUCAGUCUGGUGACAGUGAUCGGUUAAGAGUGUGGUCAGAUAUCCAUUGUACUGUUCGGUUAAGUGGAAGUGUUGCGAAAACGUUGCUGACUCUCUACGUCAAUGGUAACUUCAAAGGAGAGGAUCUGAAUCUACCUUUGUGUUUGGAGAACUUCACAGUGGAAGAACAGACAAUAAGUAGGUGGAGUCCACAACUUAGUCGUGAAGAUGAAACCACAAAUUCAAAACCAAAUGUUACCACUGUGAGUAAUUUGAAAACCCUUUGACGAACCUGUCCCUGUUAACUUUAUAUUUUACGUAUCAAUUUAAACUAAUUUCUUCUUUAAGAGUUGCAUACCA